Messenger RNA from Osmerus eperlanus (European smelt), 2238 nucleotides. It is a transcript of the gene dpf3, whose product is annotated as double PHD fingers 3. The record is from RefSeq and is a predicted model, not a curated record. Lineage: Eukaryota; Metazoa; Chordata; Actinopteri; Osmeriformes; Osmeridae. The transcript has 12 exons. Bases 188 to 1369 code for a protein of 393 amino acids. Gene Ontology annotation, cellular component: MLL3/4 complex. Gene Ontology annotation, molecular function: transcription coactivator activity; histone H3K4 methyltransferase activity; histone binding. Gene Ontology annotation, biological process: positive regulation of transcription by RNA polymerase II.
CCCACUUAUAAGAACGGAAUGGCCAUUGACGGGGUUUGACAGGUCUUGCCUAAGCCACGCCUGAUUUCUGUAUACUGUCAUUGUAUUGGUUGAGCAGCGGGACGCCUAGGACCGUAUCGGUAAUUUUUUCAUAGUGGUCCAAAACUGCACCGAGAUUUGGAAUAUUGGGUUACAGUCCAGCAGCAAAAUGGCGACUGUCAUUCAGAAUCCUCUGAGUUCACUGGGGGACCAGUUCUACAGAGAGGCCAUAGAGCACUGUCGCAGCUACAAUGCCCGUCUCUGCGCCGAGCGAAGUGUCCGCAUGCCCUUCCUGGACUCUCAGACAGGGGUGGCCCAAAACAACUGCUACAUCUGGAUGGAACAGCGCCACCGACAGCCAGGUCAGGCUGCAGGACAGAUGUACACCUACCCCGCGCGCUGCUGGAGGAAGAAAAGGCGUCUGCACCCUCCUCUUGAUCCCCAGCUACGCCUGUGUGAGCUCAGACUCGAGGCCGAGUUGGCCCCGAAGCGGGAGGCCCCUCCUGGGGAGGCGACAGCCCUGGAGGCCCUGCUGAGAGGAGAGGGGCUGCUGGAGAAGAAGAGCAACAUGAGCAAGGAGGAGGAAACCCUUCUGGAGAUCCAGAGGGUCCUGGAAGCCGACGAGAACGGGGACGGUUUCCAUGACGACGAGGACUUUGAAGUGGACACUCCAAAGAGGAAGCACAGAAACAAAGGCAGAGUGAGUGGUCGAGGUUCUGGUCGGAGGAGGACAGAGGCGGUUGCCAAUGACGACCAGGACAAACCUUACGUCUGUGACAACAGAAACAAACAAAAGCAUAACUCAAAAUCCGCUGACUCAGUCUGUGGGAAGCGCUACAAGAACCGUCCGGGGCUGAGCUACCACUAUGCCCACACCCACCUGGCAGAGGAGGAGGGGGAGGAGGAGAGGGAGGACGAGGUGGCCCCGUCCCCCCCACCACGGCCAGACAACCACAAACCUCAGAAAGGCCCAGAUGGUUCCAUCAUCCCUAACGACUACUGUGACUUCUGCCUGGGGGACCAGGACUCCAACCGGAAGACCGGCCAGGCCGAGGACCUGGUGUCCUGCUCCGACUGCGGACGCUCUGGUCACCCCACCUGUCUACAGUUCACAGACAACAUGAUGCAGGCCGUCAGGACCUACCAGUGGCAGUGUAUAGAGUGCAAAUCCUGCAGCCUCUGUGGCACCUCAGAGAAUGACGACCAGCUGCUGUUCUGUGACGACUGUGAUCGUGGGUACCACAUGUACUGUCUGAAGCCUCCUAUGACCCAGCCCCCUGAAGGGAGCUGGAGCUGUCACCUGUGUCUGGCUCUGUUAAAGGACAAGGCUUCAGCCUACGAAGAGCCCUAACACCAGCCAACCACCAGUACCAACCAGGACAUUCCUCUUGCCACACGCACACACCCUCACACAUGCACAUACACACAAUCACAGGCUCGGGGCAGACAUUAGUCUUACUUCGUCCAGUUGUCAGCUUCUUGUGGAAGAGUACAGCUUACGCCCCUGAUCCAGGAGUCAGGCUAUCUGCAAGCAGCUCUCUACCUCACAACUCCUGCCAACAUCCAAGAACACACCCCUCAACUGAAAUUCACACAUCAGGUAGCACAAGCUCAUUCAGAACCCAAACCUAGGUACAAAUUACAACAAGUUUGUGUAUUUUCCACACAAUAAGUGAUACAACAUUUAUAGUAUAACACAACCUACACUUCUUGAAACCAGAGAGUUAGAGUCAGUUUUACUUGUUUGUUUGAAUUCAUAGAUUCCCCUGUGUCCUUUGCGUAAUUAGAUUUCAAAAUGACAGACUUAUUUUAAUAUUUAGACUUACUUGAUACUCUGUAAUACCUUAUUUGACCAGAUUUGUAAAGCAAACUGUUAUCAAUGCUGCAUAUGGAGUGAGAGCACAGAGUCUUGUUGCUCUAACAUGACUCUCUCUCUCUGAAGCUCAGCAACAUUCCCAGUCCACGCUUUGUUUCUGUAUCACCGUGGUAACUAGGAGAGUAAGGUGCUUAUGAAAACAAUUGUCCGAGGACACUUAAAAAUAAACUGUUAUUCAUGCAUUCCUACUGAUAUUGACUGUUACUGUGGGUGAAUGCUUGGUUCAGAACAUUAAACUACUGUUAAAUUCCUGGUCUUAUAAUAGGAUAGUUAGUUACAUAUGACCAUUGAUGCUGUCAAAUGGUAUAAAGAUUUUACAUGGCCUCUAAAGUAUAUCUUUAUAU